AUGGCUUCUGACGACCGUGUCGCCUCUCUCGCCGGCGGCGUCUCCAACGUGCACAUCAGCGACGGCGGCUCGGGCACCGGCCACAAGGAUGGCAAGCUGCACGUGGGCAAAGAAAAGGCCGACCGCGCCACGCGCGACCAGGUGCUCGACCGCCGCACCGAGGCCAUCGUCGAGGCCAUGGUGCGCAAGGAGCUCAUCUCGGAGCUGCAGGGCGUGAUCUCGACGGGCAAGGAGGCCAACGUCUACGCGGCGCCGCUGCACACGUUUGACGACGAGGACGGCACGCACACCAGCACGCUGUACCGGGCGGCCAAGAUCUACAAGACGUCGAUCCUGAGCUUCGUGGACCGCGAGCGCUACAUUGCGGGCGAGCACCGCUUCCGGGGCGGCGGGCACAAGGGCAACAACCGCAAGAUGGUCAAGAAGUGGGCCGAAAAGGAGUUCCGCAACCUGCAGCGGCUGAACCGGGCGGGCAUUGCGUGUCCGUACCCGAUCCAGCUCAAGGCGAAUGUGCUGCUGAUGGAGUUUCUGGGCGACGGCGACGGCCACGCGUUUCCGCGGCUGCGGGAUGUCGAGCUGACGGCGGCGGGGGCCGACGGUGACGAUGCCGGCGGCGAGGACAGCGAGGCCGCCGACGCCGACAUUGCCCGGCAGUGGCGCGCGCUGUACGUGCAGCUGCUGGGCCUCGUGCGGCGCCUCUACCAAGUCUGCCGCCUCGUGCACGCCGACCUGAGCGAGUACAACAUUCUGUACCACGCGCACACGCUGUACAUCAUCGACGUCUCCCAGAGCGUCGGCCACGACCACCCGCAGACGUACGACUUCUUGCGCAUGGACCUGCACAACAUCGGCGCCUUCUUCCGGCGCAAGGGCGUCGACACGCUGCGCGACCGCACCGUCUUUGCGUUUGUCACGGCGGCACCGACGGCGUCGCCUGUCCCGUCGGAUCCCGCCGCCGAUGCGGCCGAUGCGGCGGCUGCCAUUGAGGCGCUGUACGCGGCGCGGCCCAAGGAGGAGACGGCGGCCGCCAGCGGCGACAACACGGAGGCGCUGGCGGCGCUCGAGGUCGACAACGAGGUGUUCCGCGCGCAGUACAUCCCGCAGUCUCUGCACCAGAUCUACGACGAGGGCAUGGUGGCCCGCGGCGACGGACCUGUCGGUGGUGUGGAGGCGCUGCACGCCAAGGACAGCCUCUACGGCAACCUGUUGGCGGGUGAGAAGACCAAGAUUGGCGCGGAAGCUGACGCGAAUGACAUUGACGACGACGACGACGACGACGACGACGACGACGAGGAUGACUCCGACUCCGACAGCUCGUCCGUCAGCAACUCGGACAACUCAGACGACGAGUUUGGCCGGCCGCGCAAGCCGCGGGGCAAGCGCUUCGACGACAAGGACGAGAAGCGGGCGCACAAGCAUGCGGUCAAGGAGGAGAAGCGCGAGAAGCGCCUUGUCAAGAUGCCCAAGAAGGAGAAGAAGCGCAAGGUGAACACGACGUCGCGCAAGAAGAAAUAG
Molecule: messenger RNA, 1515 nt
Organism: Sporothrix brasiliensis 5110
Lineage: Eukaryota; Fungi; Ascomycota; Sordariomycetes; Ophiostomatales; Ophiostomataceae
Product: RIO kinase 1
Exons: 1
Coding region: 1-1515 (504 amino acids)
Biological process (GO): maturation of SSU-rRNA
Cellular component (GO): cytosol; preribosome, small subunit precursor
Molecular function (GO): ATP binding; protein serine/threonine kinase activity
Source: RefSeq, a predicted model, not a curated record